AGAUUCAUAGAUAUCCUGCCAUACGACAACACCAGAGUGAAGUUGACAAUCAUUGAUAACGACCCUACAUCCGAUUACAUCAAUGCAAACUGGAUAGAAGUACGCUUCUGCCCCCAAAAUGAACCAAAGUUCAUAGCCGCUCAAGGUCCAUUGCCAGGCACGGUCAAUGAAUUCUGGAGAAUGAUCUGGGAACUUAAAUGCCACGCCAUCGUCAUGCUCACUGACUGCAUCGAAAACAAAAUGGUA
This is a messenger RNA of Helobdella robusta, 246 nucleotides long. RefSeq lists its product as hypothetical. The annotation marks the transcript as partial. The transcript has 2 exons. Gene Ontology annotation, biological process: protein dephosphorylation. The record is from RefSeq and is a predicted model, not a curated record. Gene Ontology annotation, molecular function: protein tyrosine phosphatase activity. NCBI's taxonomy places the organism in Eukaryota, Metazoa, Annelida, Clitellata, Rhynchobdellida, Glossiphoniidae.